Messenger RNA from Vollenhovia emeryi, 1792 nucleotides. Its product is annotated as hexaprenyldihydroxybenzoate methyltransferase, mitochondrial-like. The record is from RefSeq and is a predicted model, not a curated record. Gene Ontology annotation, molecular function: 2-methoxy-6-polyprenyl-1,4-benzoquinol methyltransferase activity. Gene Ontology annotation, biological process: ubiquinone biosynthetic process. Lineage: Eukaryota; Metazoa; Arthropoda; Insecta; Hymenoptera; Formicidae. The coding region runs from base 230 to 1093 and encodes 287 amino acids. The transcript is spliced from 5 exons.
GUAGCUUGAUAAGACGAGUCUCUCACAAACAUAACUUCUGAAGCUAUCACAUUGCGAUAAUUUGCGAGAUUAUACUGAAGUGCUAAAGUGAGCUGUCAGUCUCAUUCGACGGAAGUACUUGGUUUAGUGUUUCAGAUAUAGUCCGCUGUGCAUUUUUAUUGCUUGUCGGUGAGUCAUUGAUGUAGUGUGACUUUUCGACUGUAAGUGCAAAUUGUGUUUAAAUACAAAUAUGAUAACUUUAAACGUUACCAAAUAUUUCAACGGAGGAACGUGCAGGAACAUUCUCGGAAACAGAUUAUCACAAAAUAUUAUAUGCAUUAGCAGACUCGCCAGAUCAAUGUCUACGGUGGAUUCUAAAGAAAUUAAACACUUUUCUGAUCUGGAAAACAAUUGGUGGGACAAGAACGGCCCAAUAAAGGGCCUCCAUACGUACAACCCGCUCAGAAUACAGUUUGUGAAAGAUGGAUUGACAAACGCCGGAGUCAAACUACAGAAUUCAAAUCUACCAUUGAAAGGAAUUAAAAUUGUAGACGUUGGCUGCGGUGGAGGUAUAUUAGCUGAGGCUUUAGCUGAAGCAGGUGCGCAAGUAACUGGAAUUGACGCAUCGGCAGAAUUAAUAAAUAUUGCCAAAGAGCAUGUAAAAUUAAAUCCCGAGAUAUCAGAAAGAGUGAAUUACAUUCAGACAACCGUGGAAGAGUUUGUCCAAAAAGAGAAAGAAACGUACGACGUUGUUAUAAGUUCCGAGGUCUUGGAACAUACAGAGGACCCGCAACUAUUUUUAAAGGAAUGUGUGAAAACUGUGAAGCCUGGCAAAUCGAUUUUUAUAACGACAAUAAACAAAACUCUAAAAUCUUUCUGGUCUACUAUUGUACUAAAUGAAUACGUUUUCAAAGUUAUACCUCGCGGUACUCAUCAGUGGAAUAAAUUUAUUGCUCCACAAGAAGUGCAACGUAUAUUGAAAAAUUAUGGUUGCGAAACAAAAUUAAUUCGCGGUGCGAACUUGAAUCCAAAGACGGCACAAUGGUCUCAAACAUCAUCACUAUCUACUUUUUAUGGACUUCACGCAAUUAAACAAAAAGAAACUGGCGCGUAAACGUUUUGAAAAGCAGAUUGCGAAAAUAUUCGUAAACGUAAAACAUUAUUUUAAUGCGUUACAGAAAAGUGUAGGUAAAAACGUUCUUGCACAACCUUCAUAGUACAUAAAAUAUAUGUUUCACAUAAAUAAUUUUCCUGCUUAGUUUUGCAGAAUUGAUUAUUCCGCAUAUACUUAUACUUUUUUCCUACGUUGAUAAAACUUUCUCACCGACAAACAAUAACUCUUGAGUAUUUUAUUUAUUCACAAGAUUAUUUAAACUACUUAUUAUGUGCUAUUUGAUCUGUCUCGAACGUAGAAUGUAUGUGAAAAUCAAUAGUCGUUAUUUAUUUCGCGGAAGUGCUUAUCUAUUUUUCAUUUACAUUUUCCUUGCUUCUACUUGGGAAAAUGGUUAAAAGAGGGAAAGUAACGAGAAGUGUGAGCAGUCUACCAUAAACUAUUCGUUUUAUAGCGGAAUCGUCGGCACUAUUGAAUAUUCUCUUAUUGCCAGCAGCAGUUUAACAAUCAAGAUAAGAAUUUUUAUGAGUAUUCAUGCUAGUGUUAUAAAUAUUCCCAGCAGUACUGCAUCGCUGGAAACUAUUUUUGCCACAAUUGUAAGUGCAGUUAAUGCAAUGCGCAAAUAAGAAAAAAGAUUAUAAAGUGUAUACUUCUAAUGUAACAAUUUUAACAAAAAUAUAAUUCUAUAAUAUUCAUCUUUAA